Molecule: messenger RNA, 329 nt
Organism: Sinocyclocheilus rhinocerous
Lineage: Eukaryota; Metazoa; Chordata; Actinopteri; Cypriniformes; Cyprinidae
Product: sulfatase-modifying factor 1-like
Exons: 3
Biological process (GO): protein oxidation
Cellular component (GO): endoplasmic reticulum
Molecular function (GO): formylglycine-generating oxidase activity
Source: RefSeq, a predicted model, not a curated record
GAUGCAAAUAUAUACUCCAAAACAGCAAACGAAAGUCCACACAAGACAGAGCAUGAUAUACGCAGUAAGCUGGUGCUGCUGCAGGGAGGUUGGUUUAUGAUGGGAACGGAUGACCCAGGAAUACCACAGGAUGGAGAGGGGCCACAGAGGAGAGUGAGGCUGGACCCUUUUUACAUUGAAGAGCAUGAAGUCACAAACCAGCAGUUCCAACACUUCACCAACCAGACAGGAUACAUCACUGAGGCUGAGCGUUUUGGAGACUCCUUUGUUUUCGAGGGACUGCUGAGUGAGGAGGUGAAGAGCACUCUGUCACGUGCGGUGAGAAAUAU